AUGGGAGAAUAUGUUCAUGGGAUGACCUGGAAACGGUUCCAGUCUCUGCUGGAUCUCGUGGACAUAGAAUGGCACCAGAACCUGAGAAGUACCAGUCCAAUCAUCAACUCUGAACAACCUGCCAGCGACGAUCCCAAUGAUUGCUCCCAGCAGAUCGUUGCCCAUUGCUUCCAGCGGUUCAAGAGAAAGGACUUUCACCUGCCUGUGCGCCGCCGGCGCAUCUUCAUUUUGCCACAAAAGGAGGAUGCCAUGUCCCCCCCUCCAAAACCCCCACCCCAACCUCCCCCAGAGCCCAUUCGCUGCUAUGAAGAAAUUUUUAAGGUUACCCAGGAACAGCCAGAUGAUCUGAGUACCUGGGUGAAACAGAGGAUGCAUUUCAGGAGGGAACUUGAGACCUUAGGCGACCUCCAGAAGUGGCUGCUGAACAAGAAUGAGAUCACGGACCUAGAAGUCAAAGCCUUACACAAAUUUCAAACGGGGAGCCAGGUGUGGCUGAAGGAACACCAGAUGUUCAUGGCCCACAAGAAGAAAAAGCUCCGAACCCUGCACCAACCUUUGCCCCAGCUCCUGCUGCCCACACCCACCAUGCUGCACAAUCUCUUCUCCUUCCUGUACUUCCACAAGCUCAAGAUCCUAGAGAUCUUCAGCAGGAGUCACAUCAGCAGCAACCAUAAGAUCACCAGGGAGGAAUUUAUGCAUACCCUCAAGAAAGUGCAAUUCCCACUGAACCAGCAGGACAUGGAGGACAUGGUGAUCUACCUCAGCUCCCUGAGCAAAAAAAACAUCAUCACUCUGAACAACCUGGAGACCUGCUACAAGGAGUGGGUUGUGUCGAGGCGAAAAAACAGCCUGCUGAUGUCGAGAGAGUUUUAUGGCUUAGCCAAGCAGAAAGCCGCCUUGAAGGCAAAAACCCACCAGGAGUCCUCCCCCAGGAAGUACUGGCUGAUCACGCCCAAGGUGUCCACCUCGCACUCCAUGAGUUUGAAGAAAGUGAAGCAACAGCCAUACCACAAGAGAAAGCAACAGACCAAGAAAACAAAGCAGAGAUCCCCAGAUCACCUCAGCGUCCAGCAGGUCCCCAACCAUUGUCUGCCAUCCACCAUAGAGGGGGAGAUGAAGGACUUUAUCAACCAUUUCCGCCAGAAAAAUUUCCUGGUCUACCUGCAGUGCUGCAAAAUCUGUGAGUUGUACGACAUCCCACUCACCGAAGACCUUCUGGUGAAAGCCCUUCUGUACCCCGGGGAUAAGGUCAUCUCCCAGAAGGACCAAGAACACCACAUUCGGCAGCCAGGGGGCUACUACAAUGCAAAUAAAUGGGGCCAGAAAUAUGCAAGGACCAAGGAUAAGAUGAAGGACAAGCUGAGUACCACCCGGCCUUCUCCCCUGCCUCGGAAAAUGACCCAGAAAACUAAGGAAUUACCCUUUGAGGAGUUCGAGGUCUUCCUCAGUGAACUGAAGACCAAGAGAUCUGAUGUCACACAGCAAACGGACCCCAAUUUCUUCUGGCCCGGUCACCUGCUGGACAAACUGCAGCUUUAUCUGCCCACCAUGAAGAGGGACCGGAGCCUGGCCCUCUUCAGCUCUGUCUGCCCACAGCCCCCUGCCUACCCUGCCACCUACCACCCUGACCGGUGGUGGCCCAUUAAGAACAGGAACUACGUGACCUAUGCCAACUAUGAUGACAACAAAGUGUAUUACAUUGCCUAG
Suncus etruscus (white-toothed pygmy shrew) is the source of this 1707-nucleotide messenger RNA. RefSeq names its product EF-hand calcium binding domain 12 (gene EFCAB12). NCBI's taxonomy places the organism in Eukaryota, Metazoa, Chordata, Mammalia, Eulipotyphla, Soricidae. The coding region runs from base 1 to 1707 and encodes 568 amino acids. The record is from RefSeq and is a predicted model, not a curated record. The transcript is spliced from 9 exons.